UCAACAUUUUAAAUGGAAAUCGGCUGGUCGUCGAGAGACACUGCAACCCGGAUGUACGAUUCCUUAGCUUUCCUUCAAGUGCUUCCAAACAAUAAGAGUUUUGAAUUUGUUGGCCGUAGCUCUUCGAUUAAACUUCUUAGGAGUUUUGCUAAUAAACGAAGUAAUACAAACGGUUUCCUAUCGAGCAAUUUCUUUGCAAGUAGGAGAUACUGGGUUAGAUUCCAAAUGGCAGUCAAGACUGCAGUUUUUGUUUCUGGUGGUGGAAGGUCCUUGGAAAAUUUGCUACGAUACUGCGACAAAGGAGCUUUGGAAGAGACUCAGAUUGUGACAGUAGUGUCCAGUAAGAACGGAACCAAGGCUUUGGAAAUAGCAAAGAACUGGUCUGUGCCUGCGCAGGUUGUUUCACCCAGAAAUUAUCCUUCUAAUACCGAGUUUAGUCAAGCAUUGGUUGAUGUUUGUGCAUCUUAUGGUGUAUCUUUAAUUGUGCUCGCGGGUUGGCUGCAUUUUUUCCAUAUUCCUCCUUCGUUUCAAGGGCGCGUCAUAAAUAUUCAUCCAAGUCUAAUUCCUUCCUUUUGUGGCAAAGGGUAUUAUGGAAUGAAUGUCCAUAAAGCAGUGUUGGACUUUGGUGUUAAGAUAACUGGAUGUACGGUUCAUUUUGCCGAUAACGAAUAUGACCAUGGACCAAUUAUUUUGCAGAAGGCUGUUGAUGUAUUAGAAACAGACACAGUGGACACUUUGUCUCGACGAGUAUUUGAAGCGGAGAAAGUUGCAUUACCCGAAGCAAUUCGACUCUUCAGUAAGGGUCUACUGAAACUCGAAGGACGUAGAGUCAAGAUUCUGAAGGAAGCGUUGAAGGAAACUUGUGUCGGUGAUAAAUAAGCUCAUAACGCCACAAAGAUGACUUUGUGUCUUCUACAUAGAGUAUUUUUUUUU
Molecule: messenger RNA, 933 nt
Organism: Galdieria sulphuraria
Lineage: Eukaryota; Rhodophyta; Bangiophyceae; Galdieriales; Galdieriaceae
Product: phosphoribosylglycinamide formyltransferase
Exons: 6
Coding region: 13-879 (288 amino acids)
Biological process (GO): 'de novo' IMP biosynthetic process
Cellular component (GO): cytoplasm; cytosol
Molecular function (GO): phosphoribosylglycinamide formyltransferase activity
Source: RefSeq, a predicted model, not a curated record